AUGUCGUCUCAUUUCGCCCGCUACGAGUCCUUCCUCGUCAAGAAUGUCUCCACCAUCUCUUCCCUCGAAUCUACCUUGAGGUCUAUUACGUGGAUCCUGCCGGGCAGGUUCAGAGAUGCAGAGUUGGCGUCAGAGGCUUUGUCCGCCUCCCUCAAUGUUAUGAGCAUGUAUCAUGACACGCUCCUGGAGAAGGUUGUCCAGGCGGAUCCCAAGUACAAAGCCCUCAUACCUCCGUCAUUGCACACGCGGUAUACCCGUGCAUGGUCUGAAAAGGACUCGCUUUACAAGUGGGCUGCUCGCGUGUUGCAAUUGGUUCGCUUCACGGAACUGUUGAUCGAGAUGGGCUUGCGGAGGAAGGUCUCGCAACGUAACCGGUGGAGAGGUAUCGUGCUCUUGGAGGUCAUCAAGGCGGUCUCACGUCUAGUCUUGUUGCGGAUCACCAGGAGACCUGUACUCACACCACCCAUCCCUGAACGCGAGUUCGAUCCUUCUGCAAUUCCUCUUGAUGCGGAAGCAGUGUCCCCGACUCUUGCGCCGUCUUCGCCACCGUCGUCUCUCCCCGUGACUCCCGAGCAUCUCAAGAACAACCAUGAGCCGCUACCCCUCCACCCUCUCUUGACGCCACCUCCUCCCACACAAUCUCCGCAGCAAGUAGAAGACUUCCUUCUGCCCAAGGCUCUGAACACAUCGUCAGUGAAGCCUCCUACAGCACUGAUUGCGACCCUCGCCUCGCCGAAAGACUGGCUCUCGGAGAUCAUAUACAUCCUCCGCCCUCUUGUCUAUGCGACGAUGCUCUCGCGCAAGAGGAGGAACACCAACCCACUCAUGGUCAUACUCAUGAUGGAGCUUCUAGCUCGCAACAUGAGACGCGUACCACAGCGAUCGGCCCAGCUGGAGCGUGCCGAGUAUGCACUCCGCGACAGGGACAUGCUUUGGUAUAUCCUCCGGGGUUCGAUCUGGGAGUCGUGGACGAAGCCCAAGCUCGAGGCAUUCGCGAACAAGACGGCGAACGCGCCGCUGCUCGGUCUGUUCAGCGCGUUGAUGAGAGACUGGGUCCCGUUGAUCGACGAGUAUCAUUAUUGUGAGUCAUCCAUCCCAACUGCCCCUCAUCCCCCUCCCUCCGCUCAAACGGCGUCGCUGACGCCAUCGAACAGACACUGCACCCUAGUUCUUCUCAUACGGUCUCAUCGUCUACGCGUAGUCCAUGUGAUAUUCAUGCUUGCUUGCCUACUCCAAGCCUCGGUCCGUGCAUUGGGCUAG
Messenger RNA from Rhodofomes roseus, 1260 nucleotides. RefSeq names its product peroxisomal membrane protein PEX16. Gene Ontology annotation, cellular component: peroxisomal membrane. The coding region runs from base 1 to 1260 and encodes 419 amino acids. The transcript is spliced from 5 exons. Lineage: Eukaryota; Fungi; Basidiomycota; Agaricomycetes; Polyporales; Fomitopsidaceae. The record is from RefSeq and is a predicted model, not a curated record. Gene Ontology annotation, biological process: peroxisome organization.